GGAAGGUGAGCAGGAGAACUCAAUUCUCAACUCCAAGUCAAAGCUCGCCUCGAACUUGCCAGGUUCCUCCACCUAUCUCGACCUAAGUUUAUUGUUUCCACAACAUCGGAGUCAUGGUUACCGUCGCAGUCGCUGGAGGCACUGGUAAUGUGGGCCGCACAAUCGUUGAUGCGUUGAAGGAGAGCCCCGAACACGAAGUCAUUGUUCUGACACGCACAGAACCCAAGGACCAGGAGCUGGGUGUCCCUGUCUUUGCCGUGGACUACGGAGAUGUCGAGUCAGUCUCUCACAUACUCGAGGCAAACAACGUCCAUACCGUCAUAUCUGCCCUUAGUAUCAGGGGUCCUGUAGAGGGCGCGUCUGAAAUUAGCCUUGUGAAGGCAGCAGCAAAAGCCGGACCGACAAAGCGUUUCAUGGCGAGUGAAUAUGGUACUCCGGCCCCUGUCGAGAAAAGUCUACAAUUACCUCAGCAUGAACACCGUCUCGCAACGAUAGCCGAGUUGAAGAAGACGGACCUCGAGUGGACCAGAGUUCACAAUGGCUACUUCCUGGACUAUUUCGGCAUACCCUACAUCGAGAGCUACAUGACCCCAGUCGCAUUUGCAAUUGACAUGGCCAACAAAGCUGCUGCAAUACCGGGCACGGGCGACGACAUGGUGUCGUUCACGUACACAAAGGAUUUGGCAAAGUUUGUCGUUGCGUCCCUGGGCCUGCACCAAUGGGACGAGUCUAUGUUCUGCUAUGGAGAUAAGGUGACGUGGAACGAGUUUCUGGGUAUCGCGGAAGAAGUGAGAGGUUCCAAGUUCACCGUAACCUACGACAGCGUGGAGAAGCUUGCCAGCGGUGAAAUCACCGAGCUGCCCUCUCACCCCACGGUUUACCCUUUCUUUCCGAAACCGCUUUUCCAGCAAUACUUUGGCAAGUUUGGACUGUACGUUACGCAAGGUCUGUUCGAUUUCCCCGAAGACACGACUCUGAACAAGAAAUUUCCCGAGAUCAAAACAACCACGGUCAGAGAGAUGCUCAGUGUCUGGGUUGGCAAGUAGUGUUGCUUCAGAAAGACUGAGAACAGAGGGCUUGUCGACUUGCUGCUCACACAUUUUGGGGUGUUUUACUAGCAAGCAGGGUGGGAGGGCAGAGCAUCCAACAUCAUCAUAGUGUCACAAUGGCUGAGAAUGUUUUAUUUCGAGCCAUUGCCAAUAUUCGCCUGAUUUGAUCCCUAAACCAG
Molecule: messenger RNA, 1228 nt
Organism: Cladophialophora immunda
Lineage: Eukaryota; Fungi; Ascomycota; Eurotiomycetes; Chaetothyriales; Herpotrichiellaceae
Exons: 4
Coding region: 114-1046 (310 amino acids)
Source: RefSeq, a predicted model, not a curated record